This is a messenger RNA of Aspergillus brunneoviolaceus CBS 621.78, 1248 nucleotides long. RefSeq names its product putative salicylate hydroxylase. The record is from RefSeq and is a predicted model, not a curated record. NCBI's taxonomy places the organism in Eukaryota, Fungi, Ascomycota, Eurotiomycetes, Eurotiales, Aspergillaceae. Gene Ontology annotation, molecular function: monooxygenase activity; FAD binding. The transcript is spliced from 6 exons. The coding region runs from base 1 to 1248 and encodes 415 amino acids.
AUGCCUUUGAAAGUCGUGGUCGUCGGGGCUGGGCUCGCGGGCCUCGGGGCCGCCAUUGCGCUGACUCGUGCGGGUCACGAGGUCGAGGUCCUCGAACAAUCGAGCUUCUUGAACGAGGUUGGCGCCGCCAUUCACGUGCCGCCGAACGCUACCCGGAUCCUGCGCGACUGGGGCUGUGACUUUGGCAGCCUGCGGGCCGUCCAGUGCAAGAUGUUGCAGGUGUGGGAUUCGGAUGCUAAUCUAAUUUAUACUCCGGUGGUGACCGAGGAGCAGCAGAGGACUCUUGGGAUUUCCGAUGACUGGGUUCUGACGCAUCGCGUGGAUCUCCAUAAUGCCCUGCGUGCGACGGCGGCCCGGGAGAUCGAUGGGCGGACACCGAAUAUUCGUCUUUGCUCGCGUGUGAUUUCUGUUGAUGCCGAUGCUGGUGUCGUCAGCUUGGAAGGUGGUGAGACCGUCACUGGAGAUUUGAUCAUUGGCGCCGACGGCAUUCAUUCCCGAUCCGUCAAGAGUGUCACCGGUGAAGAUCCGCGCAAGGUUAGCACCGGCCAGAACUGCUUCCGGUUUCUGGUGCCGGUCUCGAAAAUGCUGGCGGACCCCGAGACGGCGGCGCUGAUGCAAAAGCUCGGGUUGGACGGCGUCCAUGCCAUCGCCUCUGAGGAUAGAAGGCUGGUCCUCUAUCCCUGCCGCCAUGGGGACUUGCUCAACGUAGCGGGAAUCUACCCCACGGAACCCGGCUCUACCGUGAAGGACUCUUCCUGGCUGGAGGGUGGGAGCAUGGAGACGUUGCUCGAGACAUACCGGUCGUUCGGUCCGGAGCUGCAAGCUAUGUGCCGCAAGGCCGAAGAUCUCAAGCUGUGGAGCUUGGCCUCGCGGGUCCCGCCCACAACCUUCGUCAAGGGCAAACUGGCCCUCGCUGGCGACGCAGCGCAUCCCACACUUCCGCACCAAGGCCAAGGUGGUGCGCAGUCCUUCGAGGAUGGCGCCGCGUUAGGCGCGGUCUUCACCUCCUGUACCACGCCCGAGCAGGUGCCGCAGCGACUCGAGCUCUACAACCGUGUCCGCUACAACCGGGCGAUCACCGUGCAGUUCAUGUCGAAGACGCACGACGAGAAACGAGCCGAGGUGUUGGACGAACUGCGCCAGUUCGUGCCCGAGGCUGAGGUCCCGCAGAAUAUGUUCGCGUUUGCCUGGAGCUCCUACCCGGCUCGCGAGGCGGAACGGCUGCUGGUGGAGAGUGCGGCGGCGUGA